Messenger RNA from Centropristis striata (black sea bass), 2131 nucleotides. RefSeq names its product Golgi reassembly-stacking protein 1-like. The coding region runs from base 178 to 1374 and encodes 398 amino acids. Gene Ontology annotation, biological process: Golgi organization. NCBI's taxonomy places the organism in Eukaryota, Metazoa, Chordata, Actinopteri, Perciformes, Serranidae. The record is from RefSeq and is a predicted model, not a curated record. Gene Ontology annotation, molecular function: protein binding. Gene Ontology annotation, cellular component: Golgi apparatus. The transcript has 9 exons.
UCUGUCAUCUUUAUGUUUUUAGCUUUGCCUGACUGUCAAGCGGCUGCUGUCAACCUGCCUCUGUUGGCGCUAGCAGGCUAGCAUAAAUCAAUUGUUUAGCUUUUAGUAAUGACUUCUCUACUACCUCAGUGACAUUUAGUCAGCGUUAAUAUCACGAAGCUGUAACUGCUGAAGGAAAUGGGGCUGCCACAGAGCUCGUUUUUGUCGGACGGGGGAACUUAUAGUGGAUAUCAUGUCCACGGGGUUCAAGAGCACUCCCCAGCUCUUAAGGCUGGUCUGGAACCCUUCUUUGACUUCAUUCUCUCCAUCGGAAAUACCCGACUUAACAAAGAAAGCGAUUUGCUGAAAGAUCUUCUAAAAGCCAAUGUGGAGAAAGCGGUCAAACUUGAAGUGUACAAUUCUAAAACCCAGCGGGUGAGGGAACUGGAGGUGAUACCCAGUAACAUGUGGGGUGGUCAGGGUCUGCUGGGUGCUAGUGUCCGCUUCUGCAGCUUUGAAGGAGCCAAUGAGAAUGUUUGGCACGUCUUGGAUGUGGAAACCAGUUCCCCUGCAAGUUUGGCCGGCCUCAUUGCUUACGAUGACUUUAUCGUGGGAGCUGACCAGGUGUUGCAAGAUUCAGAGGAUUUCUUUUCUUUAAUUGAAGCCAAUGAGGGGAAACCUUUAAAGCUGCUGGUGUACAACACACAGACUGAUCAAUGCAGAGAGGUGGUGGUGACUCCAAACGGAGCAUGGGGAGGAGAGGGAAGCUUAGGUUGUGGCAUUGGUUAUGGCUAUUUGCACAGAAUCCCAACUCGUUCACCUCCGCCUAACACACAGAGUGAAGAUGUUGUGCAAUCCCCGCUGAUUGACAGCAGUGAAGAAGUGGUUGCAAGUGACCACAUUGACCCAGAGGUGCCUUCAGUGGAUGCAUGUAGCCCGUCCAGCGUCAGUGAAAUAGUUUUGAAUCAAGUCGAAGAAGCUGUGCAGGACUUGUUUGUACCCGUACCUACUCAGCCAGCUGUGGACUUCGAUAUUUCCAACAUACCUGAAGCAAUGACUCCAGACUCUACCUAUGACCUGGGCCAGAGCUCCAUGUUUGCUAAUUAUGGAGAUGACUCUGGUGAUCAGCGUAGCUUGGAUACCUCAUCUGUUGACCAAAGACCUUCUUCCCCCGAGAGAGAGGAAGAAUCAGACAUCCAGCAGACUGAGCAGGAGGGUGUUAUUGACCAGGUCACUACCACUUCACAGAGCGGAGAGACUGCAUAUGACCUUGUCGGCCUUGAAGUCACCAGUGAUUUGAGUAUCCCAGAGGUGCAAGACACUAGCUCUGAUCUUGUAAGCUCUGUGAAUAUAAAUGAAGAAGAGACUCCGGAGGCUGCUGCGUCAGACAGUUAAGAAGAGUUUAAGUAACUGUUUAAGUCAUAACUGAUGCUAGUUGCUUUGGAGGAGAUUUAGAGCACACUAGGAUUUAGAAAGCUUCCCUUAUAAUUGCAAAUUGCAUCACUGGAACUAUUUUUUAUUUUUCAAGACUUUUAUUUAUAAACAGUAGCCAUUGCUGCAUGUUGACUUGCACAUUUAAGAAAGAUAGUAUCUUGACUGGAAAGAUGGUUAAAACAAUAUGAAUGUACUCUUUAUUUCAGGCAUACCAUAUGUCUCAACAUCAAGCAGGAUGAAGCCUUAGUUGAGUCUUAGUUGCUGUUAAAAGUCAUCAUAGUUUGCACUAAAAAGCCAAAGGUGAAUACUAUUUCUGUCUUGUUGCUCUCACUGUUAUCACCUGUCGUAUAGUAAGAAACACUGUUAGAAAAAGAAAGUUUGAGCUGUUCACACAGAUCCAUCAUUAUGGUUUUAUUUUUUAUAUUUUGGAAUUUGGGGUGGAGGUUUUUAUUUUUAACUUUGAGAUGAGUACUUGUGAAAAAUCUCAGGCAUUUACCAUUUAAGCCUCUUUGCCUUACGUCUCAUGUUAAAUACCCGCCUUUCUUAUGUAUAGGUUUGUCUUUUUAUUGGUGUAAAUGAGAGAGCAAUGUUAUGUGCAGCUCUGUGAUUGUUUUCUGUUUCUUCUCUUUAUAUAGAUUUUAAUUAAAUUAUGUUUUAGAUUUUUAUGGAUGGAUGAAAAGUAUUCAAAUAUUUAUAAAAAGAAGAUGCUCAAGUUAAA